Molecule: messenger RNA, 1101 nt
Organism: Caenorhabditis angaria
Lineage: Eukaryota; Metazoa; Nematoda; Chromadorea; Rhabditida; Rhabditidae
Source: the annotation of a GenBank genome assembly
AUGUCGCGGGGAAGUCAUCUUACAAAAGAGGAACAAGCUCAAAUUAGAGCAUUCAAAAUCGCCGGAUGGUCUAAUAGAAUGAUUUCGUCAAAAUUGAAACGAUCUCUCAACUGUAUUAAUCAAUUUGUCAACAAUCCGGAUCACUAUGAGCGAAUGAAAAACUCUGGAGCUCCCAAAAAACUCACGGAGAGAGAUAAACGAGGGAUUGUUAGGUUGGCGUCGAACACAAUGAAAUCGUGUAAUGACAUCAAAAACGAACUGGGUUUGAAUAUCAGUAAGACUACAGUUUGGAGAGCCAUAGACCAAUCCCCAGAAAUCGUUCGAGCCAAAUUGGUGCCAGCUCCACGUCUCACACUUCGCCACAAAGACAACCGUCUUACUUUCGCGAAAGCCAACAUGGCCACAGAUUGGGAUAAGGUAAGUAAUUUUUCUAAAAACAUCAAAUAUUGAUGUUUUCCUGUUCAGAUAAUUUUUUCUGACGAAAAAAAGUUUAAUCUUGAUGGUCCGGAUGGUUACAACUCAUAUUGGCAUGACAUCAGAAAGGAACAGCUUCGCUUCCCAAAGAGAAAUUUUGGAGGAGGACGGGUUAUGUGUUGGGGCGCAUUUUCUGCAGCUGGAACGUUAAAAAUAGCUUUUGUUUCAUUCAAGAUGGAUUCGUUAGAUUACCAAAAAACCCUCCAUGACUAUCUUUUGCCAUAUUUGAGGCGGUUCCGGACCAGAAAGUUCACUUUUCAACAGGAUAAUGCUGCCAUCCACGUCAGCCAAUCAUCAAAAGAUUGGUUCAAAAGCCACAAAAUCAAAGUUUUGGAUUGGCCAGCGUGUUCUCCUGAUCUUAAUCCGAUGGAAAACGUAUGGGGGGAGCUCGUUCGCCGAGUUUAUGCUCAAGGAAAAAAUAUGAUACUGUGGACCAACUCAAAGAUGCCAUCGAGACGGAAUGGAAUAAAAUCGAUAAGAACUACCUCAAGAGACUUGUUGACUCGAUGCCUAAUCGUCUCUAUGAUGUCAUUUCUAAACAUGGAGGUCCAACUAAGUAUUGAUUUUCGAUUAUAUGUCUCCAAUGGGAAUUCUGGAUUAGGUGAACCUAUCGUUUUGAAACGCUAA